Messenger RNA from Metopolophium dirhodum (rose-grain aphid), 2298 nucleotides. It is a transcript of the gene Taf6, whose product is annotated as transcription initiation factor TFIID subunit 6. Lineage: Eukaryota; Metazoa; Arthropoda; Insecta; Hemiptera; Aphididae. The coding region runs from base 589 to 2169 and encodes 526 amino acids. The record is from RefSeq and is a predicted model, not a curated record. Gene Ontology annotation, biological process: transcription initiation at RNA polymerase II promoter; RNA polymerase II preinitiation complex assembly. The transcript is spliced from 13 exons. Gene Ontology annotation, molecular function: transcription coactivator activity; protein heterodimerization activity; RNA polymerase II general transcription initiation factor activity. Gene Ontology annotation, cellular component: SLIK (SAGA-like) complex; transcription factor TFIID complex; SAGA complex.
AGUCCUUAUAUUUAUCUUUAGUCCGCGAUUGUAACAAAUAACAAUGUAAAUUCCUUAUCUAGUGUAGUAUAGAAGUCUGUCUGCCAAACAGUGAGAAGCGGGCGGACACAAAAAAAACACCAUUGAUAAGACCCAUCUUUGCGUAAUCCCAAUAACCCGUUGUUUGUUGUCGCUUUUUCGAGAUUACAAUUUACGAUAUUAUAAUCACAAUAUUAUAAGUAAUAUAUUAAUAUUAUACUUUAGUAAUAGUAUACAAUUAUGAAUAUGAAUGGGUAAUUGUGAGACAGAAUAUAGAACUACAGAACUUCAGAAGUACAGAGCCAUCAAGUAGUUAGUACCAACAGACAACAAUCACCUUUGGCCAACUAUUUGUUCUUUGCUAUGGCAUGAUUGAUACUACAAACUAUAAAGGCAUAAACUAAGAAACUAGUAACUAUCCUACUACAGUCUAGAAUACAGAGUGCAGACAUACACGUCAGACAGUGGAACAACACGGCGACCGAUAGUGACGCUAGACGCCGCAAGGAAAACAUACCUAAACGUCUCUAAUACGAUAUAAUUCAUUUUGAUUAUUGCGUUUUUAUCAGAAUGGGUGAAAUUGAAGUAAACUAUGGUUCUACUUUACCAACCGAAUCAUUAAAGGUGAUUGCGGAAAGUGUUGGUAUUGGUAAUCUCUCCGACGAUGCAGCUAAAGAAAUAUCCGAUUCUGCCACUUAUCGUCUUAAAUUAGUGUUACAAGAAAGCAAAAAGUUUAUGAUGCAUUCUAAUAGAUGCAAAUUACUACCAUCAGACAUUGAUAAUGCUUUAAAAGUUUUCGGUAUUGAACCUAUAUAUGGAUUUCAUGCUAAAGACCAUAUACCAUUUAGGUAUGCAUCUGGUGGUGGACGAGAAUUACAUUUCAUCGAUGAUAAAGAUAUUGAUCUUAUCGAAUUUGUUAAUGCUCCUUUGGCUAAGUUGCCUUUAGAAAUCGGUAUUCGAUGCCACUGGCUCGCCAUUGAUGGAGUUCAACCAACUGUACCAGAAAAUCCUCCUUCUGUAUCCAAAGAUGUUCAGAAACUUGAAUGUGUAGAUCCUUUAAACAAAUUAAAAAAACCCAUCGAUAAAGAAGUUUCUGGACGUCCAUCUACUGGAAAAGCUCAAAAAUUACGCAAUGUUGAAACUGUUCACGUGAAACAGUUGGCAACUCAUGAGUUAUCAGUUGAACAACAGCUUUAUUACAAGGAAAUCACAGAAGCUUGUGUUGGAUCUGAUGAGUCUAGAAGAGCUGAAGCUCUUCAGAGUUUGGCAUCUGACCCGGGCCUUCAUGAAAUGUUACCUCGCAUGUGUACAUUUAUUGCAGAAGGAGUAAAAGUAAAUGUUGUGCAAAAUAAUUUAGCAUUACUUAUUUAUUUAAUGAGGAUGGUCAAAGCAUUAUUGGAUAAUCCAGCACUUUAUUUAGAAAAAUAUCUGCAUGAAAUCAUCCCUUCUGUGGUCACUUGUGUCGUAAGUAAACAAUUGUGCAUGAGACCAGAAAUUGACAAUCAUUGGGCUUUGAGGGAUUUUGCCUCACGUUUAAUGGCACAAAUUUGUAAAAUGUUUAAUACACCAACAAACAAUGUACAAACUCGUAUAACUAGAGUAUUUACAAAUGCUACUAAUUCAGACAAAACCGCUCUUCCAUCAGUUUAUGGUGCACUUGAAGGUUUAGCAGAGCUAGGUACAGAAACACUAAAAGUAUUUGUCAUUCCCAGAGUACGCAUGAUAUCUGAUAGACUAGAUUCACCAGAAGUUACACAGAAUAAUGUUGAUCGAAUAUCCGGAAACCAAAUUAAACAUUUACUUUGUAAAAUAUUGACUCCUGUGUUAAAAAUAACUCAUUCACCACCAGAUAGUUUGGACGAAUACAAAAAAGAAUUCGGAUCUGUUGGUGUUCAACUGCAUGCUGCUGUAUGUAAAGCUCGUACAACUACUAUUAUCCAAAGUUCAAGCAACCAAACUGUAACACAAACAAAUACACAAUCUAGAACAGUUGUUGGUCGACCAGUUGCAGCAACCACAAGUAACACAGUAAAUCCUCAAAAAUAUGUACUCAUGUCUCAAAGACCGGUUGUUGCACAAACUCCACCAAAUAAAACAGUUUAUAUAUCUCAGCAAAAUAUAAAAUCAGAAUUUCAAGAUCCUAGUAAUUGAUGAACGUUAAUUUAAAGCAAACACUUUUUAAAAAAGGUCAUUUUUUAAUAAACUUAAUUAAAAUUAAUUAUUCUUGUAAAUCUUAAAAAUUAUAUAAAAUAAUAAAGUUAAUUAGAAAUUUAAGCAAAA